Molecule: messenger RNA, 2650 nt
Organism: Nematocida parisii ERTm1
Lineage: Eukaryota; Fungi; Microsporidia
Exons: 1
Coding region: 1-2631 (876 amino acids)
Biological process (GO): regulation of actin cytoskeleton organization
Cellular component (GO): cytoplasm
Molecular function (GO): calmodulin binding; GTPase activator activity; actin filament binding
Source: RefSeq, a predicted model, not a curated record
AUGCAGGAAGGUGUUUAUUACGGGACAAUCGAAGAAGAAAGAAUGUUAUCUGCUGAGGAGAUGGAUGUACAAAGGAAGAGGAAUAAAGUGUAUGAGUACUUAUGCCGUAUGCAAGAAGCACGUGAGUGGAUGGAGAAUAUGAUUCAGGAGGAAAUACCGGAAGAGUUUGAAGAUGCCUUAAAGGAUGGGGUUUACUUAGCCAGGCUGGUUAAGUUGUUUAAUCCUGGGUUAGUGGGUAAGAUAUUUAUAGAUCCUGUAUUACAGUACAGGCAUACGGAUAAUAUUAACGUGUUCUUUGAGUUUAUUAAGUCUGUCGGGUUACCGGUGGUGUUCCUGUUUGAUUUGGUUGAUUUAUAUGAGCAGAAGAAUAUUCCGAAGGUUAUUUACUGCGUGCUGGCACUGGCGCAUUACUUAUCCAAGAAGAAGAUAGCUGUGAAACCCGGGAAUUUAGUCGGUCGGGCUAUCUUCACAGAUGACCAGAUAACCCAGAAGGAGAGGGAGAUUGAAGAGGCUGGGAUAUCCCUGCCUAGUUUUAGUAGUAUUAAUAGUACGAUGGAUAGGGUGUACAGGAAGGAGAAAGUGGGUGUGUGUGAGUAUUCAGUGGAUGGUUCUGGGAUAAAUGUGUGUACGCAGAAGAGUCCAUUAGAGAUAUCUACGUAUGAGGAUGGUGAUAAAGUGAGUGAUGAAGAGGGUGGCAUAAGCAUAUAUUCAUGUGAGGAGCGGGUGUCUGCCAUGCAUGUGAUACAGUCGUAUAUAAGGACUCUCCUGGGCAAGAAGGUGAUUAGUGAAUUACGAGGGGAUGCACCCGUCACUAUAUUCUCAUUACGGCGGAUGGUGCACUUAUUAAAGGGGGAUGAAGAGAAAGAAGAGGUGGUUGUUGAAGAAUUGAAUAGAAUGCUUAACCAGCUGUUCAUUGAGAAUGCAGAGUUAGAAAGGGAGGUGACUACGGUGGAGAAUAAGAUAUCUUUACUGCUCAGGAAUAAGAUACAGAAAACCGGGGUUAAGUCAGCUGAGAUGCGGCCGUAUAUGAAGUAUAAGUCAUUACAGCGACUGUUCUCUAAAUUACAGGAUGAACCUUCUGUGCUGACCACCCUGAUCAUGGGCAUGCGGCAGAGGGAGGGAGAAUUCUUCUGCAGUUCGAAAUUGCUGAACUUGUUCGGAGGGGCAAAAACCCCAAGGGAGGAGUACACGUACCUCAGGAUUAUUGAAUCUUUAGUGCAUGCGAGUAUGGCGUCUAAUGAAACGAAUAAAGUACUCGGUGGACUGGCACUGAGAUCACUUGUUGUAGCACAUGGACACACGGACAUGCAGAGUACCAUACGGAAUAUGAUGAACGAGUCAGUGAGUGCACUGGAUAUAAUACGGUACAUCCUUAAGAACGUACACGCACUGCCGUACGCCGUACGGUUCUAUGCACGGUCUGUGAGCAGGUCACUCAGCAGGCAGUACACACAGAAGGGCGUAGAAGUAACAAAGCAUGCACUUGCCACGGAAGUGUUCCUGUCCCUGUGGGAAAUAUUCUUCUCGCCGAUUAUUGUGUCCCCAGAGACUGUCGGACUCCCGGGCGUACAGAUGAAUAAGCCAAUGCUCUUAGAGGAGUGUAACAAAGUGUUUGAUAGGAUAAAGAGUACACCGCAAAUGGGCCUGGAUGCAGAGGAGUUUAGUGCAGUGAUAAGUAUAUCUGAUGUUGAGUCUAUCUCAGAGUACUACACCAUGAAGUACAUCGCAUCCCGGCCACUGAAUAAUAUGCUGUGCUUAACAGGGGACGAGAUAAAUUACGUACUGGCAUCACUGCUGAACUCGUCCGUCCCCGGGGAUGUCAAGAACAUGGCGGAAGAGUGCCACCCAAUCCCGUUUAAAUUAGUGUUUAUUGUGCCUGGUGGAGUGUCUCCGUACACCCAGGAGAGUGCCGGUGUGGUUGAGAAGCGGCUCUGUAAAUGGGCAGUCAUAAAAGUGCUUAUACACUCAGCAGGGAAGAGUCUCCCAGAUAUUCUGCAGAGUAAGGUGUACGAUAUGUCCAACAGCAAGAACAGUGCGUACUCCCUCCAAAAUGAGAAGGACAUUGAAGCGUGUAAAGAUGCCAUACAGAAGUACAGCAGUAAAUUAUUCGACUUGGGGUUACUGCAGAAUAAAGAAGAGUGCACAGAGAUCCUGCAAUUAGCAGCACACGAUAUGAUGAACAGAGUAAAAGCAAGCAUCGCCAGGAAAAGAGAAAUCAAAGCGACUGAGAAAGCCAUUUACAGCCUGGAACGGGCCCGGGAGUUAAUUGAGAGGCGGCAGAAGGAGAGUAACCAGUACCUUACAGAUAUAACGCAUAAAGUGAUGGAAGCCAGUCGGGAGUACAAGCAGUCUGCUAAGGCACUUUUAUUAGAGGGGGUCGUGCUGAGAAUGUACAACUGGCAGCCCUCUCAGAUGGACAGUAUCGAAAUAUUCUUUAAAUCGGGUGCUUCUGGUGGUAUUGUUAUAUCUGUCAUGGUGAUCGGCAUACGGUCGGCGAGUGAGACGGUCUCGUUUGCUGAUUUAUUAGUCCAGGAAAGUUUUGGAGAGGCGGAAAUAACGAUCGAGUCACUUGGGGCAGUCUUCUGUAUCCCGAAACUUAUUGGGGUCAUUAACAAAAAAGUACUUCCAUAACCUGAAAAAUAAAUCAACU